CCCCUCAGUUCCCAUUAAACCCAGGCCUGUAAAACUAUCUUUCUCUCUCUAUAGCUAAACAUAUGUUAUCUUCUCAAUCUGUUAUUGCCUGCUUCCUUCUGUUUCUCUCUCUUCCUAAGCAAAACUCUGCUUCUUGGUUUCUGUUUUCUCGCGUUUCGCUUGUUUUUUUUUGUCGGUUGAUAAGUCAAUCCGUACUAAACCCUCAAGAAAGAAGUGUUUUCUCAGAACACCUCCGGAUCAGCAAAGUUACAAUCGACAACCUGACAAACAAAAGGAGCCCCUUCCCUCUGCCUCUCUUGCUACCUUGCUAAAAUGGAAAUCGCAGCCGCUGCUCUUCCAGGAGCAGGAGUGAGUUUGGCCCACAGCCAUAGUAAUUCCACAUUCUCAGCAGCAGAUCAUGAUACGGGCAGUAGUCCCACAACAUCCAAGGCUACCUUUCAGGUUUCGUUGCCCUUGCGUGGCCCCAACAAGCCCCAUUCUGUUAUAAAUCACGAGAAACUCGGUACUAUAGCACCACAAGUGAGGCCCAAUUCCUGUCAUACUGUAGAAGCUAACUGUUCGAGUCAGAUUCUAGUGGAGAAAAAGAUGCGGAAGAAGAAUGCCCUAAUUGCCCCUCCCGCCUGCUCUACCUCUGAUGUUUUGCGCUUGAUGGAUGCCUUAUGCCUUCCCAUAUCCCCUGACAUGUACAUUUCUUUUAUGAAAGAAUGCACCAUUUCUGCCGACUUCUGUGGAGCUGAGGACUUGCACAACCAUAUCAGCAGAAACAGCCUCCAACACCUUGCCUUACCCUUGCUCAACCGUCUCCUCUUCAUGAAUGUAUCCUGUGGACGCUUAGAUCUUGCCUGUGAUCUGUUUUACAGGAUGCCCUUUAAGGAUUUCAAGUCUUGGGCCACCAUGAUCGUUGCAAAUGUUAACAAUUCCGACUACGAAGAAGCAACGAGUUUGUUCCUCAAAAUGCUGCACCAUAUCAAUAUGCUAGAGUUCCCUUCUUGGAUCAUUGUCUGCCUACUCAAAACGUGUGUAUGCACAAGAAAUAUGGAAUUAGGGAAACAAGUUCACGCCUGUGCCUUGAAGUUAGGCCAUGCUAAUAGUUUGUAUCUCGCCAGCUGCUUAAUCAACUUCUACGGGAAAUACGGAUGUCUUGAGAGCGCCAACUUGGUGUUUAACCAACUGCCUCGACAUGAUACCCUGACUUGGAUGACCAGACUGAUUAACAACUCUAAGGAAGAGCUCUUCUUUGAGGUACUUCGAGACUUCAACGAGGUCGGGAAGGCUGGAAUUAAGAAGAAUGUCUUAAUGUUCUCUAGUGUUCUGAAGGCUUGUGGGAGAAUCCAUGACCGCAGAAAAAGUGGUCAACAGGUUCAUGCCAAUGCAAUCAAGCUUGGAUUCGAAUCAGACUUGUAUGUUCAGUGUGGAUUGAUUGACAUGUAUGGAAGAAGCGGGCUACUUAGAGAUGCCCAAAGAGUGUUUGAAAAGAGCAGUGACAGAAGGAAUAAUGCGUGUUGGAAUGCCAUGCUCGGAGGCUACAUACGAAAUGAGUUGUAUGUUGAGGCCAUUAAGUUCGUCUAUCAGAUGAAGGCGGUCGGAUUGCAGCUUCAACAAUCUAUGCUUGACGAAUUGAGAAUUGCCUGCGGAAGCGAUUCCCUCAGAAAACUUCUCCCCACAGAAGGGUAGAAACCUCUUGGCAUUGAAUGCCUAAACAACUCAGGUUUUCGAGCAACAGAGUGAAGAACUGGAAUUUGGGAGCCGUGGACUGGAGUAAUGGUUCAAACUGAUGCAAACUCUUGGGGAUGUUGAAGGCAAGAUUUUAACAGAGUCAGCAACGUAAAAUAAAACUAUUACAACUGAGUUUGGCAAAAGCACUACCACAUGAAGAUUUGUAGUGGAGUUGCUAACAUGUAAAUAGAAUUACUGACAUAAUAUUCCAGCUUGUAUAUUAAUCAAUUGUUCACCACCUUUUGUUUAUUUAUUUAUUUAUUUUUUUUUUGGAG
Molecule: messenger RNA, 1991 nt
Organism: Morus notabilis
Lineage: Eukaryota; Viridiplantae; Streptophyta; Magnoliopsida; Rosales; Moraceae
Product: pentatricopeptide repeat-containing protein At1g31790
Exons: 2
Coding region: 313-1674 (453 amino acids)
Biological process (GO): RNA modification
Molecular function (GO): RNA binding; protein binding
Source: RefSeq, a predicted model, not a curated record